GGGGAGGAGGAGGAGGAGGAGGCGGCAGAGAGAGUGAAGGAGAAAAGAAAGAGCAAGAAGUGGUGGUGGAGGCUGCGCUCUUUCUUCAGAGCUGCCAAAAAACAGUCUCCAGAGAGCAGCUCAGGUCAGGGAGAGGAGGAGCAGCAGCAGGAUGAGGGAGAGAAGAGGAAGGUGGCAUGGGCAGGAAGAAGUAGUGAUGACUACAUCUUCAGCCGUUACACUGUGGGCGAUCAGCUGGGGAAAGGUGGAUUUGGUGUGGUGUAUGAAGGGACACGUCUGGAGGAUAAUCUUAAAGUGGCUUUGAAAUAUGUCACAAAGACUGAGCACAUGGAAUGUAUAUUCAUUCAGAUCGCCCUCACCAUCCUGGCGAACAAAGGUCACAGAGUGCCAGAAAUCAUCAGGCUGCUGGACUGGACGGACCACCCUGACCACUUUGUCAUGGUCCUGGAAUGUCCCUCUCCCUGUGAGAAUCUGGUGGAGUUCAUCAGGCGUCACCGUGGAAGCGUCGAUGAAGAAACAACACGGCAGAUCAUGUGGCAGGCGGCUCACGCUUCACACAUGUGCUGCCUCCGCAGAGUGUACAACCGUGAUGUCAAACUGGAGAACCUUCUGAUAAACAGGGAGACAUCCGAAGUCAAGCUGAUUGACUUCGGAUGCGGGGACAUUCUGGGAAAUUCACCGUACAAGUCAUACCAUGGCACAGCAGUGUACUCCCCUCCAGAGUACUACAGCAGGGGAGAGUACGAUGGCUGGCCGACGACGGUCUGGUCACUAGGGAUAGUGAUGUUCACAUUGUUGUGUGGACACUUCCCUAGUGACUAUGACCUGUUCCUGCUGCAGCACAAGCAGUGGUCCAAACCCGGCCUCUCAAAAGAAUGCUGUGACCUCCUCGGGGUUCUCCUCCAUGUGAAGCCAAUCCGGAGACUUGGUCUGGAGUAAAUCAUGUCCCACAACUGGUUUCAGUUAGUGAACCUAAGAUCAGCU
Messenger RNA from Onychostoma macrolepis, 984 nucleotides. Its product is annotated as serine/threonine-protein kinase pim-1-like. The record is from RefSeq and is a predicted model, not a curated record. Gene Ontology annotation, molecular function: protein serine/threonine kinase activity; ATP binding. The transcript has 6 exons. Gene Ontology annotation, cellular component: cytoplasm. Lineage: Eukaryota; Metazoa; Chordata; Actinopteri; Cypriniformes; Cyprinidae. The annotation marks the transcript as partial. Gene Ontology annotation, biological process: regulation of mitotic cell cycle; protein autophosphorylation; negative regulation of apoptotic process.